Molecule: messenger RNA, 3593 nt
Organism: Pogona vitticeps (central bearded dragon)
Lineage: Eukaryota; Metazoa; Chordata; Lepidosauria; Squamata; Agamidae
Source: RefSeq, a predicted model, not a curated record
CAGCAGGAUACAGAAAGGUGUCCUCAGAAAAAUAAACAAAAAGAGAAAAACUAAGCUAUUGAGAUUUAAACAAAUGCUGGGGUUUUGUCUUAUCGUGACUUUGGAUCUCUGUGCUGUUGUGGGAAUUUAACUGCCUCACGAAAGCAAAGAAGAAAAAAGGAAAAACACAUUAAGGACUCUGAGCAGAUGAGAUGGAAGGUAACCAUAAAAAGAAUGGGUUUAUAAGAAGGCAAGUACCUCUCUUCUUGUUAUUGUCUUUGUUCAACAAGAUUGCCUCAGAGCAGAUUCACUACUUGGUUCCUGAGGAAAUGGAAGUGGGUUCCAUUGUAGGGGAUCUUAUAAAAGAUUUGGGGUUGCCUGCUGGAGAAAUAGCAAACUACAAUUUGCAUAUCCUGUCUUUAGGUAAAAAAGAAUAUUUCAGUAUCAAUGGAAAAAAUGGAAAUAUGUAUGUAAGUAACAGGAUAGAUAGAGAGGAGAUAUGUGGGGAAAAUGCACCUUGCCUCAUUAAUUUUGAAGUCAUGGUUGAAAACCCAAUGAAUAUUUUCCAUGUAACUGUGGAGAUUGAAGACAUUAAUGAUAAUGCACCACAUUUCUUAAAUGGGGAUAUCAGCCUAGAGACAAGUGAAUUAACUUUGCCAGGUGCACGGUUUGUUCUUGGCUAUGCUGAAGAUCCAGAUGUUGGAAUGAAUUCUGUCCAGAACUACCAUCUCACGUCUAAUCAGUAUUUCAUACUGGAAGUGAAAGAGAGAGAAGAUGGGAAUAAGUAUGCAGAAUUAAUACUUAAUAAGCAUCUGGAUCGAGAAAGCGAAAGCAGUUUCCAUUUAAUCCUGAUGGCGCUAGAUGGAGGCAAGCCUCCAAAAACUGGGACAGCCAAAAUAUGGGUUAAAGUCAUUGAUGCCAAUGACAACUCACCAGUCUUCACUCAAGAGGUAUACAAAAUCAGCUUGAAAGAGAAUGUCCCCAGAGGAACUUCAGUGAUAGAUGUGAAAGCCACAGAUAAAGAUGAAGGUUCAAAUGGCCAGAUUAGCUAUACUUUUAACAAUAUACCUGAAACUGCUCGUCAGAAGUUCAGUAUCAAUCCAGUCAAUGGGAAAAUUACAGUUAUAGAAACCUUGGAUUUUGAGGAAACACAGAAGUACACUGUAACAGUUGAAGCAAGAGAUGGUGGUGGACUGGUAUCUCACUGUAAUGUGGAAAUAAAGCUAGUGGACGAGAAUGACAAUGCCCCUGAAGUUCUCCUUGUCUCUUUAUCCAGCCCAAUAUCUGAAGACUCGGCAGUAGGAACUCUAGUAGCUCUCAUCAAUGUAGAUGACCAGGAUUCUGGAGACAACGGAAGAGCGACUUGUGUUUUACAAGACAAUGUGCCUUUGAAAAUAGUAUCGACAUCUAAUAACUACUACAAACUACUUACAGAUGGUCCCCUGGAUAGAGAAAGCACUCCAGAGUACAAUAUCACAAUUGUAGCAACAGACAGAGGAACACCCUCUCUCUCAACCAAGAAGACCAUUUCCCUACAGAUUUCAGAUAUCAAUGAUAACUCACCUGCCUUUGAGAAAACCUUUUACACUGCCUAUGUGCCAGAGAAUAAUCCAUCAGGCUCCUCCAUUUUUACAAUCCAAGCCUCAGAUCCAGAUAUGGGCCACAACGCUCGGAUCAUUUAUUCCAUCCUCCACACUACCAUUGAGGCAUCAACUUACUUUUCCAUUAAUUCUGAAACUGGCACCAUCUACGCUCAACGCUCUUUUGACUAUGAACAAUUUAGGGAGUUUUUGGUGCAAGUGAAGGCCCAAGAUGGCGGCUCACCACCACUCAUGAGUAAUACAACACUGAGAGUGCUUAUUCUGGAUCGGAAUGAUAACAGCCCCCAGAUCCUUUACCCAACAGAAGGAGUAGAAAGCUCACAUUCUUUUGAGAUGGUGCCUCGCUCAGCAGAGGAGGGCUACCUGGUGUCCAAAGUAGUCGCAGUGGAUGCUGAUUCCGGACAUAAUGCUUGGUUAUCUUACCAUCUUGUCCAGGCCACAGAGCCCGGACUCUUCAAAAUUGGGCUCCAUAAUGGUGAGAUCAGGACAUUACGGACAUUUUUGGAAAGAGAUGCCAUAAAGCAGAGACUGAUAAUUCUAGUGAAGGACAAUGGUCAGCCACCUCUCUCUGCAACCGUUAGUCUGAACCUGGUGUUUGCUGAGAACUUUCAGGAGGCCCUUCCAGAAAUGAAUGACCAGUUCAUCAGCUCAGAGCCUCAGUAUGAUCUCCAGUUCAGUUUGGUACUGGCCUUAGCCUUGAUCUCCUUCUUAUUCCUCUUGACGGUCAUUCUGGCCAUUACGAUGAAGCUCCGGCGCUCGGGGCAUCCCAAAUUCCUGCAAUGCUUUGGCCCUGUUCCCCAUUCAAAUACUGGUGCUAUAUUUCCACCCAAUUUUGAGGAUGGGACUUUGCCUUAUUCCUACCAGCUUUGUCUGUCUUCAGAGUCUAGGAAGAAUGAGCUUACCUUCCUGACACCUAAUUUUCAGAUUACAGAUAAUAUUUUUAAUAAUAUGCCUUUCACAAGCAAUGAGGGAAACAACUUAAAUCCAGAGCCAGAGAAUGGUGAAAAGGCAUCAACUUACUUUUCCAUUAAUUCUGAAACUGGCACCAUCUACGCUCAACGCUCUUUUGACUAUGAACAAUUUAGGGAGUUUUUGGUGCAAGUGAAGGCCCAAGAUGGCGGCUCACCACCACUCAUGAGUAAUACAACACUGAGAGUGCUUAUUCUGGAUCGGAAUGAUAACAGCCCCCAGAUCCUUUACCCAACAGAAGGAGUAGAAAGCUCACAUUCUUUUGAGAUGGUGCCUCGCUCAGCAGAGGAGGGCUACCUGGUGACCAAAGUAGUCGCAGUGGAUGCUGAUUCCGGACAUAAUGCUUGGUUAUCUUACCAUCUUGUCCAGGCCACAGAGCCCGGACUCUUCAAAAUUGGGCUCCAUAAUGGUGAGAUCAGGACAUUACGGACAUUUUUGGAAAGAGAUGCCAUAAAGCAAAGAUUGAUAAUUCUAGUGAAGGACAAUGGUCAGCCACCUCUCUCUGCAACCGUUAGUCUGAACCUGGUGUUUGCUGAGAACUUUCAGGAGGCCCUUCCAGAAAUGAAUGACCAGUUCAUCAGCUCAGAGCCUCAGUAUGAUCUCCAGUUCAGUUUGGUACUGGCCUUAGCCUUGAUCUCCUUCUUAUUCCUCUUGACGGUCAUUCUGGCCAUUACGAUGAAGCUCCGGCGCUCGGGGCAUCCCAAAUUCCUGCAAUGCUUUGGCCCUGUUCCCCAUUCAAAUACUGGUGCUAUAUUUCCACCCAAUUUUGAGGAUGGGACUUUGCCUUAUUCCUACCAGCUUUGUCUGUCUUCAGAGUCUAGGAAGAAUGAGCUUACCUUCCUGACACCUAAUUUUCAGAUUACAGAUAAUAUUUUUAAUAAUAUGCCUUUCACAAGCAAUGAGGGAAACAACUUAAAUCCAGAGCCAGAGAAUGGUGAAAAGGGACAGCAAGAAAAUACAAAACACUCCAUCACAGCCCGUGCCUACAAUAUGAAGCCAAUAAGACUGACCUCUUUUGCAGGGUUCUCACAAGAAUUAUGUUAA